This is a messenger RNA of Poecilia reticulata (guppy), 1012 nucleotides long. The record is from RefSeq and is a predicted model, not a curated record. Lineage: Eukaryota; Metazoa; Chordata; Actinopteri; Cyprinodontiformes; Poeciliidae.
UUUACUUUUACUUCCUCUUAGCAGUGAAGCAGAUGACCUCUGCACAGCAGUGAAGCUCUGCCUCUGUCGCGUUUUACUGCUGAGGAAACAUGAACGCUUACAAUUUUCUGUUUGCUUUGUUUGUAUGUCUUGGAAAUCCAGUUUUUUCAGAGGAAGAUUUUUACCAAGUCAAAGCAUGUUGUUCAUUCAAUGGUCCAAACUUUGACAGGAUUGAAUACAUAAUUACAUCUAGUUUUAACAAGCAAAGAAUGAUGGAGUACAACAGUACAAGAGGAAAYUGGAUUGGAUUUACAAAUUAUUCAAUUGUGGCUUCAUGGUUCUGGAACGAAGACYSUUUCGACCACCCURMAAGAGAAAUGGAAAUGAUUCUAAUGUGUUACRACAAUAUCAAUUAUAUUCAAGCCAUCAGAAACCUGUCAACAACACCCUCCAUGAGGUUAAAAUCAGUGAAACAGCCAAACGGUCGACAUCCAGCCAUGCUUGUGUGCAGUGCCUAUAACUUUUACCCAAAACAAAUUAAAAUAAMCUGGCUGCGAAAUGACCAAGAAGUGACAGAAGGGGUCAGUAAYACAGAUGUCAUCCCAGAUGGCAAAUUGUACUACCAGUUUCAUUCUUAUCUUGAGUACAAACCGACUCCAGGAGAAAAAAUCAGCUGCAUGGUUGAACACUUCACCUUGUCAGAGCCAAGGAUCAUUGUUUGGAACGACUUCCUUCCAGAAGGAGAAAAAUCUAAGAUUAUUCUUGGACUGUGUGGACUAAUCCUUGGUUUGGUUAUCUUUAGCUCUGGAUUUAUUUACUACAAGAAGAAAUGUGCURUAUAUAACUCUGUCCACUACAGUGAGGAGAUGUAAGUUUGUUGUAAGUCACAACAGGCUGCGCUAGCUGCAGCAUAGCACAGAGCAAGGGGGAGGAAGGAUGAGCAGCAACAUGAGAUUAUGAUUGACAGUUAUAUAGCCUGCCUCUUGCCUCUGAUUGGUUGUUUCUAGAUAGUACUGGGAAAAGGCAGAAGAAA